AUGUUUUUGAGAAAAAAACCUCCACAAAUAUCGACACUAGACGAGCUUCAACAAACGUAUAAUGAUUGUUGUAAUUUGACGAUAAAAAACCUAACAUUGGAAGAAGAAAACAACGUGGAAGAUGCUUUGAAAGGUUGGAAAAGCUUGCAUACCUCAUUAUUAUACAAAUUGGAUAUAUUUGAUAAAAUGAGUUCAAAAUUGAAUCCUGAAGAGAAGACAAUAUUGGGCGAGUUAAAGGGAAUUCGUGAUGAAAACAUCAAGCACUUGAUACGUGUACAAUUACGAUUGGAUGAAGUGAAUCGAAGAAAGCAUAGGGAAGCAAACCAUGGAGCACCACCUCCACCGCCACCGCCAAGAUCAACUGUGAGCAAUAGUACUAGCAACAUAAAUGUCCCACUGACACUAAGAAAUUCGUCGUCACAGUCAACGUCAGCAGGUGGUGCUGCUUCCAGACCUAUGAUGAAAUCGUUGCGCCCGCAUUCUAAUGGACACAGUGCAUCGUCGUCGUCAUCAUUAUCCAAAACUCAUGCCAGAUUGAAGCCCAAAUCAGUUCAAGAGGCAUCAACUGCAGCAAGUGCAUCAUGGACUAAACCCAUAACUUCACAACAAAAAUAUCAAAUAUCGAAAUCAAAUUUGAAGAGUAAAAAGGAUGAUUUAUUCCAAGAUUUUGAUCAGGAUACUUAUACACCCAAUCGAAAUGAUAGUGGUAAUUGGGAAAAAUUUGCAAAUUCUCGAUCGUCGUCGGGAUUGUCAGAAUACUCAAAUGAAGAAGAUGGGGGUGAUUACAAUUUAAUAGAUCUAGAUGAUUAUAAUGGUAACGGAAGUCUAUCACAUUCAAUGGAUGAUUUAACAAUAAAACCAGUGAUUAGUCCCAAAGAUGCUUCAUCAUCUUCAGCAUACACAUCAAUACCCGCACAGCAACAUCAUACUCCAGUACAGUCUAAAUCACUGGCAGGAAAUGCAAACAAGUCUAAUGGUUUAUUAAGACCAUCCCAGCAAAUGGAACACAUUUCUAAAAGUACUUCGGAUAUAAGAACAAAACCAAAGAUCCCCUACGUUUAUACUAAACCCAAACCAAUGAACAUUCAAAGGCUAAUGAGACAACUGGCUUCACAAUCCAAAUCAUCGCCAUCGUCGUCGUCGCCGUCGAACAAGCCAGUAACUACAAGUAAAGUUGCAGCUACAACAGCCGGUAAAACUGCAAAGCCCAAGCCUAAAUCAAAUAUUACAUAUAAUUUUGUCCGUGCACCAGCACCAGGAAAACUUAAAGCAGCAAAUUCUACCCCUACUACUACUAGUAGACCGCGUACUAAUGGAGCCUCAGCUGGUACUGUCAAUAAACAGGGAAGUAAACAACCAUCAACUUCAGUACGACGCCCCAGCAAGCCAGCAGAAGAUGAGCAAAUCAAUAGUCCCACAAUGGAUGAUUUACUUAGUGGGUACGAAGAUAAUCCUCAAAAUGAUUUAGAUGAAGACGAUAACUCCAAAAACUUGAUUUUGACUAAUGAAAAGCAUCAAGACAAAUUGAUUGCAUCUAUUAGAGGCAUUGAUCCUACUGCAGCAAAGCAAAUAUUAAAUGAUGUUGUGGUUCAUGGAGAUGAAGUUUAUUGGGAUGAUAUAGUUGGGUUGGAAGGAGCUAAGAACUCACUUAAAGAAGCUGUCGUGUAUCCAUUUUUACGUCCAGAUUUGUUCAGAGGGUUACGAGAACCAACUAGAGGGAUGCUAUUAUUUGGGCCACCAGGAACUGGGAAAACUAUGUUAGCUAGAGCAGUAGCUACAGAAUCCAAUUCUACAUUUUUCAGCAUUAGUUCAUCCUCGUUGACAUCAAAAUAUCUCGGUGAAUCAGAAAAGUUGGUGAAAGCAUUGUUUUUGUUAGCAAAGAAAUUGGCACCUCUGAUUGUGUUUAUGGAUGAAAUUGAUUCAUUAUUAGGAGCUCGUACUGAAGGUGAGAUUGAAAGUACCAGAAGAAUUAAAAAUGAGUUUUUGGUUCAAUGGUCUGAAUUAUCUAGUGCCGCUGCUGGAAGAGAAACUGAUGAUGGUGAUGUAUCGCGAGUUUUGAUUUUAGGAGCAACCAACUUGCCUUGGUCAAUUGAUGAAGCUGCUAGAAGAAGAUUUGUUAGACGCCAAUACAUUCCAUUACCAGAAGAUGAAGCGAGAAUAUCCCAAAUCAAAAAAUUGUUGAAAUACCAGAAGAACACAUUAGAUGAUUCUGAUUAUAAUAAAUUAAUUGAAUUGACAAAAGGGUUUAGUGGGAGUGAUAUUACGGCUUUAGCCAAAGAUUCAGCAAUGGGUCCAUUGAGGUCAUUGGGAGAUAAACUUCUUUCCACGCCCACAGAGCAAAUUCGUCCUAUAAGCUUAGAAGAUUUUGAAAACAGUUUGAAAUAUAUUCGUCCAAGUGUAUCUUCUGAUGGAUUGAAAGAGUAUGAGGAUUGGGCUCUGAAAUUUGGAUCAAGUGGAGCAUAG
Candida albicans SC5314 is the source of this 2463-nucleotide messenger RNA. It is a transcript of the gene YTA6, whose product is annotated as putative AAA family ATPase. Gene Ontology annotation, molecular function: ATP binding; ATP hydrolysis activity. The coding region runs from base 1 to 2463 and encodes 820 amino acids. NCBI's taxonomy places the organism in Eukaryota, Fungi, Ascomycota, Pichiomycetes, Serinales, Debaryomycetaceae. The transcript has a single exon. The record is from RefSeq and is a predicted model, not a curated record.